This is a messenger RNA of Nezara viridula (southern green stink bug), 2036 nucleotides long. Lineage: Eukaryota; Metazoa; Arthropoda; Insecta; Hemiptera; Pentatomidae. The record is from the annotation of a GenBank genome assembly.
GUGAAUUGAAUAAUUUGCCAUCUGGAAAUCUUAAUUUAGAGAUAAUUAAAUGCAAAAAUAUUUUCAAUGUUUUUACUAUUGAAAAAGAAAAUAUGUUUUAUUUAUAAUGAUCCGGCAACCAUGUUUUCUCUCACUCAGUCAAUAGAGAGGUUAUAAUACACACCAGAUAUAAAAUCAAAUUUAUAAAAAGUUAAACAUUGUGGAUUAACCUGCAUGUAUUAGAUUUCAAAUAUAUUCCUCGAUGAUGAACAGCACUGAGAUUGUUCAAGAGACCUUCAACACUUCAAUGUCAAACAUUCCACGUUUGCGAAGGAGUAGUGUCGUAACUGAAAUUGAAAGGUUGAAGAAGUCAAGAGAACAGAGAAGACAAAAACAAGCCGAAAAAAAGGAAGAGAAAGAAGCCUUGAUGAACUCAUUUCCUGGCAACCCCAAUUGGCAGUUUAGUGUCAUGAUAAAAGAAUACCGCAGUACUCUAGAUUUGAAACCAUUGAAGGAUUCGGACCCGAUGAAGCAGUGUCUGAUAACAGUGUGUGUAAGGAAAAGGCCUCUCAACAAGAGAGAGCUUGCCAAGAAAGAUGUCGACGUCAUAACUGUUCCUAAGAAGGACCUGAUCGUUGUGCACGAACCCAAGCUCAAGGUGGAUCUUACCAAGUACUUGGAGAAUCACGAAUUCAAAUUUGACUAUGCCUUCGAUGAAUACUGUUCCAACGACACCGUGUACAAGUUUACAGCAAAACCGCUGGUAGAUACGGUAUUUGAAGGGGGGAUGGCAACUUGUUUUGCAUACGGUCAGACUGGUAGUGGCAAAACACAUACAAUGGGCGGAAAAAUCUGCGGUAAAUCACAAGAAUAUAAAGGUGGGAUCUACGCGAUGGCAGCUAUCGAUGUCUUUGAGCAUCUGCACUCUCCUAAAUAUGAACAUUUAAAACUGAUAGUGACAGCCAGUUUUUUCGAAAUUUAUCAAGGAAAACUGUUCGACUUACUAGCCGACAAAGCUACACUUAGGGUACUAGAAGAUGGAAAACAACACGUUCAAGUUGUUGGUUUGACAGAGAGAGUAGUGAACUCAGUAGAUGCAGUUCUAAAUUUGAUACACGGAGGCAACCAGGCAAGAACAUCUGGAUCGACAGCAGCCAACCCAACUUCCUCUAGGUCACACGCGGUGUUCCAAAUCACACUGAGAAGCUCCAGAGGUCACCAGAUCCAUGGCAAGUUAUCCCUGAUUGACUUGGCUGGUAAUGAAAGAGGAGCUGACACAGCUUCGGGCGAUAGGGUUACGCGGAUGGAAGGAGCAGCCAUCAACAAGUCAUUACUGUCGCUGAAGGAGUGCAUCAGGGCGCUGGGCAAGAAGGGGGCCCACCUACCCUUCCGGGGUAGUAAACUGACUCAGGUCCUCAAAGACUCUUUCGUUGGAGAAAACACGAAGACUUGUAUGAUUGCGAUGAUCAGUCCUGGAAUGACAUCCUGCGAACAUUCCUUAAAUACACUCCGCUAUGCCGACAGGGUAAAGGAACUGACUUUUAGCUCUGACGGAGAACCCGAUGUAUGUCCCGACUUUGAACAGGAGGAUAGCGAUAUUGAUCAAGACUAUCCACCAGAGGCAAUGGUGGUGGACGAAGAGGGCACUGAACCUAGAAGUUCGGCAACACAACAAUCCAAUACAACACAACUGUGCAAUGCAAACUAUACAACACAACAAUGCAGUAUAGACAAUACAACGGUGCCUCCAUGUUACCAACAAGUCCCUGACAAAUCAGAAGAAGAGCUCAUCGAAUCUUUAAACGUAUGGAGGGCUAAAUGCAGCGAAUGUGAUGUCCAAGAGAUCGAAGUUCUCUCUGGCAUGAAACAGCCGUAUUACGAGAAAAAAGGAAUUGUGUCUCGCCUAUCACAAAUUAUAGAAGACAGAAUCAAUCAUCUUAUAGAGUUAAAUGAAAAAGUAAAGUUAUUUAGCCAAUAAAUGUAUUUUACCAUUUCCUGUAGUAGGUAAAUUACCUUUAAUAUAACAAUUUUUACUAAUUAAUAAUUCGAGAAAUUCA